This is a messenger RNA of Oldenlandia corymbosa var. corymbosa, 1611 nucleotides long. NCBI's taxonomy places the organism in Eukaryota, Viridiplantae, Streptophyta, Magnoliopsida, Gentianales, Rubiaceae. The record is from the annotation of a GenBank genome assembly.
AUUCGAUAAUUAUUUCUCCAAGUAAAUAUCUCAAUCUCCGUUAUGCAUUCAAUCAAAAUCCACCUGUUUUGUUUCCGUCGUUAGUUUAAUUGUUGAAUGCAGCGCUUCAAUUCUGAAGGUUUAAUGUAAAAAUUUGGAAUUUCCUUUGUCUUUUUUUUUUGGCCCCGAGAAGGAAUCAAGUGGGAAACAUUGUCGUUUUGGCCGCGGGAAAGGUGAUCACAGGCUUCCGUUGGACGUCAGUUCAUGGGGGGACGCCGGCAAAGGCAGGAGAUUCAACAACGAGAAAGAGCUCACCUUGCUCAGCCCAUCCCCACUGUUAAUCCCGUCGAGUUAUACAACUCUGCUGUAAGAUCGGGUAAAUUGAGGAAAUUUGGCCUGAAGAAGUAUAAUCCUACAGAAACAAUAAGCCGCGAAACGGUACGUUCCUUAGUUGAUGUGUUAUCAAGGGAUGAUGUUACAGAGCUCCAGUUUCAUGCUGCCCUGGCUCUAGCAAUUAUUGCAUCUGGGACUUCUGAUCAUACUAAACUAGUGAUGGAUGAGGGUGCCGUGCCUGUUUUUAUAAAGCUCCUGGGUUCUCCUCGUGAUGAUAUUCGCCAGAUGGCUGUAUUUGCAUUGGGAAACAUUGCUGGUGACUCUUCAAGUGAUCGUGAUUCUGUUCUGAAAGAAAAGGCUUUGCUUCCGUUGCUAGAACAUUUGAAUGAGCGUCCAACACUUCCAAUGCUGAGAGAUACAGCAUUUACACUGUUAAACUUCUGCCGGGGAAAACCUGGACCUCCAUUCGAGCAGGUGCGCCAUGCCCUUCCCGCUCUUCAGCUACUUGUUCAUUUUAGUGACGAGGAUGUGUUAACAUAUGCAUGCUGGGCUCUGUCAUAUCUCUCUGACGGUACAACCAAGGAAAUCCAAGCUGUAAUUGAGGCGGGUGUCUGUCCACGACUUGUGGACUUACUUGCACAUCCAUCGCCUUCAGUGUUGAUUCCUGCACUUCGCACACUCAAGAAUAUUGGUAGAGGAGAUGAUUGUCAGAGACAGUGUAUAAUUGAACAUCGGGUGCUUCCUUCUUUGCGAAGUCUGUUGCUUCGUGGAUGUGAUGUAAGUAUCACAAAAGAAGCUUGCUUGACAGUCUCUGCUAUUACUGCUGGGGAUGAGAAGCAGAUUCAGGCAUUGAUUGAUGCUAAGUUGAUUGAACCGUUGGUGUCUCUGCUGAAAGAUGAGAAGUCUGAUGCAAAGAAAGAAGCUGGACAGGCUGUUUUAGAUUUUGUCUCUGGUGGAACUCGUAAUGGAAUCAAGCUUUUUGGUUUAAAGGGCUUUUUAAAGCCACUUUGUGAUCUUCUCAGUUGCUCUGAUUCAUGGAUUGUUAUCGUUUGUCUAAACGGGAUUGAAACCUUAUGUACGCCCCGUCAAAUGGAAACACGGGGUGGAGGCCUCAAUUUCUUUGCCCGGUUGAUUGUUGAAUCCAAAGGCUAUGAUAAGAUCAAGGGGUUGAUGAGCCAUCAGCACCCUGAAAUCAGUGAAAAAGCAAGCAUUAUAUGUGGCAUGUUAUCUAGUGAGGAAAAGAAAGUCAAGAAACUCAUUGAUGAUGGAGUCCUUGUUGAUGGAGACUUAUUUGUUUGA